Molecule: messenger RNA, 3594 nt
Organism: Elephantulus edwardii (Cape elephant shrew)
Lineage: Eukaryota; Metazoa; Chordata; Mammalia; Macroscelidea; Macroscelididae
Gene: MOV10L1
Product: Mov10l1, Moloney leukemia virus 10-like 1, homolog (mouse)
Exons: 27
Coding region: 1-3594 (1197 amino acids)
Molecular function (GO): helicase activity
Source: RefSeq, a predicted model, not a curated record
AUGGCGAUGGGCUUUUGGGGCUUAUGUGACAUCAAGCUGAAAACGGUACAGGGUGUUGUAACACGGUACUGCGGCGACUACGGCAUGAUUGAUGAUUUGAUCUACUUCUCCAGUGAUGCUGUCACCAGCAGGGUGCUCCUGAAUGUUGGGCAGGAAGUUAUUGCAGUUGUGGAAGAGGAUAAAGUGUCCAGUGGACUGAAAGCCGUCAGGGUGGAAGCAGUCUCUGACAAGUGGGAGGAUGAUGGCAAGAAGAGCAGCAAAGGGCUGGCCGACUCCAGGACCCGCCUUUUGAUUGGCUGUGUGACCUCGAUGACAGCCGGUGCUGGCUACAUCAACCAGACCACGUACUUCUCCAUGGAGAGGGUGUGUGAAGGUUUCCAGCCCUGCAAAGGCGACUGGGUGGAGGCUGAGUACUGGAUCCCACCUGGCACAUGGAGCAGCGAGGCCCUCAGCGUGAAGCCGCUGAGAUAUAAGCGCAUGGACAAGGUCUGUAUUUCCAGCCUCUUUGGACAAAAUGGAGUGAUUGACGACAGCAUCUUUUUCACCAUGGAGUCAUUGAAGCUUCCAGAUGGGUAUAUGCCUCACAGAUACGACAUCGUCAACACAGUGGUGGUGGAGAGCAGCCAGUCCUGCUACAUGUGGAGGGCACUGUGCAUGACGCCCGUAAGAAGGCGAGACCCUUCCCCACACAGUGAGAGUGCGGACCACGUCUUUGGAGACCUGCUCCUGCAGAACAAGGGGGACGUGGAAGUGACAGGGCUGAUGAACUUCGGAACUCUGAAAGAAGGGGAAAGUAAAAACACAGUGGUUUGGAUCAAGAACAAAGGAGACCUUCCUCGGACUUUGGUCAGCUGCAAAUUGGCCGGCUGGGAUAAAAGCAAGCAGUUCCAGUUUCAUGUACCUAGAAAGGACCCGAGGGGCCUGGAAGCUGUGGUUUCUAUUUCGGGGAAGAAGAGUUCUGCAGAUGGAAGCCAGGGCCUGAUGAACGGCCCCCAGAGCAGCCAGCCCUGCUCGACGCCAGCAGGCAGCCUGUGGAUGAACCACGAUGGUGCUUCAGGAGGUGGCGAGGAAGAAGAGGCCAGCCUGUCACUGAAGCUGCCUCCAGGGCCCAGCAUGCCCAUCCCUGCCGGUGGGAAGACCUUCGUGGGCAUCACAUGUCAUGCAAAAAAUUCUGGCCGCUGUAAGGAGCUCCUCCUGCUUUGCUUUUCGGACUUCCUUAUUGGCCGCUACCUGGAAGUGAAUGUGGUCAGUGGAGAAGAGGCACUGAUUGGGGUCCGAGAGCCUUUCUCUUGGAAGAAGUCUAAAGCUCCCCAGGUGUUACCACCCACAAAAACCACUGUAGUAGCAACCACACAGAAAAGGAACUCAAGACGACAACUUCCGAGUUUUCUUCCACAAUAUCCAAUACCAGACAGACUUAAAAAGUGUGUGGAACAGAAAAUUGACAUCCUGACUUUCCAGCCAUUGCUGGCGGAGCUUUUGAAUAUGUCAAACUACAAGGAGAAGUUCUCCACGUUGCUGUGGCUCGAGGAGAUUCACGCAGAAAUGGAACUCAAAGAGUACAACAUGAGCGGGGUCACCUUGAAAAGGAAUGGGGACCUGCUGGUGCUGGAGGUCCCGGGGCUGGCGGAGAGCCGCCCUUCUCUGUACACUGGUGAUAAACUGAUUUUAAAAACUCAAGAGUACAAUGGCCACGUCAUUGAAUACAUCGGCUACGUGAUGGAGAUUCAUGAAGAAGAAGUAACUCUUAAACUGAAUCCAGAAUUCGAGCAGACAUAUAACUUUGAGCCUAUGGAUGUGGAGUUUACAUAUAAUAGGACUACAAGCAGAAGAUGCCACUUUGCCCUUGAACAAGUCAUCCAUUUGGGGGUGAAAGUGUUGUUUCCAGAAGAAGUCAUUUUACAGUCUCCCCAGGUGACAGGGACAUGGAGCCAUGUGCAGGACACCAAAAAGGAAGGAGAGUCCACUAUCAAGGUAAACAAAAAAACUGGGAAGGAUCAAAGGAAACACGUGGCAAAGGAGAGGCGGGCCGGUACCAAGGACAGGGAUGUGCUGAGCAUGGUGCCCUUCGCGACAGGGCCGAGUGAGUGGGCAAAUCAAGCCCUGACUGUGACAGCAAGAGAGACGGAGUUCUUCAACCCCAUGCUGAACGAAAACCAGAAACUAGCGGUCAGAAGGAUUCUGAGCGGUGACUGCCGCCCUCUCCCAUACGUCCUCUUUGGGCCUCCUGGGACCGGGAAGACCGUGACCAUUAUCGAGGCUGUUCUGCAGGUGUACUUUGCUUUGCCGGACAGUCGGAUCCUGGUCUGCGCCCCGUCUAACAGCGCUGCAGACCUGGUGUGUCUGCGGCUGCACGAGAGCCAGGUGCUGCGACCAGGCACCAUGGUCCGCGUGAACGCCACCUGCAGGUUCGAGGAGACCAUCCUGGACGCCAUCAAGCCGUAUUGCCGGGACGGAGAGGACAUCUGGAAAGCCUCACGCUUCAGAGUAAUCAUUACGACGUGCAGCAGUGCUGGGCUCUUCUACCAGAUCGGGGUGAGGGUCGGGCAUUUUACGCAUGUGUUUGUGGAUGAGGCAGGACAAGCAAGCGAGCCAGAAUGCCUCAUCCCUCUGGGGCUCAUCUCGGACGUCAGCGGCCAGAUUGUGCUGGCUGGAGACCCCAUGCAACUAGGACCAGUCAUCAAGUCCAGACUCGCCAUGGCCUACGGCCUCAACGUGUCCAUGCUGGAGAGGCUGAUGUCACGGCCGGCAUACCUGAGGGACGAGGAUGCCUUUGGGGCUUGUGGGGCCUACAACCCCCUACUGGUCACCAAGCUCGUGAAGAACUACAGGUCCCACUCAGCGCUGCUCGCACUGCCGUCUAGACUCUUCUACCACAAGGAGCUUGAGGUCUGUGCGGACCCCACAGUGGUCACCUCCCUGCUGGGCUGGGAGAAGCUACCCAGGAAGGGCUUCCCACUCAUCUUCCACGGCGUCAGGGGCAGUGAAGCACGUGAAGGUCGAAGUCCCUCAUGGUUCAACCCCGCUGAAGCCGUUCAGGUCAUGCGCUACUGCUGCCUGCUGGCCCGAAGCCUCUCCAGUCAGGUGUCCGCAAGUGACAUUGGCGUGAUCACGCCAUACCGCAAACAGGUGGAGAAAAUAAAAAUUCUUUUGCGAAGUGUUGAUCUGAUGGACAUCAAGGUUGGAUCAGUGGAGGAGUUCCAAGGACAGGAGUACCUUGUCAUUGUUAUUUCCACGGUCCGAUCGAAUGAAGACAGAUUUGAAGAUGAUAGGUUUUUUUUGGGCUUCUUGUCCAACUCGAAAAGAUUUAACGUGGCGAUCACCCGCCCCAAGGCCCUGCUGAUUGUUCUGGGGAACCCGCACGUGCUGGUCAGAGACCCGUGCUUUGGGGCUUUGCUGGAGUACAGCAUCUCCAAUGGGGUCUACACAGGAUGUAACCUCCCCCCAGAGCUUCAGACCCUGCACAUCUGUGACCACUCAGCCCAGCGGGAGCGGGAGCCUCAGGAGUCCGAGCAUGCCCUCGGAGGAGGACUGGCUGGCCUGCCCACGCCUGCAGAGACUGUGGCCCCCAGGGACCAUGUGGCUAUGCCGUGA